AUGAAGCAGAUGAACUUGGAGGAAAAUACCUGGAAUCUUCAAGCUACUCAAGCUGAAGCAAACGGUACCUCUCAAAAAACCUCAAGCUCUGGAUUUUCCUCACUCUUGGCCUCCAACGAUCGUGAUUAUCUUCUCUCACAAGAUGGAACUCAGCGCCUUACGGACGUGGCAGUAGAUAUUAUUCUUCUUGCUGUUGUUGCUGUAGCCUUUGUGGGGUGGAGGAAGUGGGUGUCGUUUUCUGGGACUUGGCUGUGUUGUUCACAAGCCAAAUUUGUAGUCCUAAUCAAUGUGAAAAUUUCUGAUCUUGAAGGCAAAGUUUUGGGCCUUUACUUCUCUGCAAACUGGUACGCGCCAUGUCGAAGCUUUACCACCCAGGUUUUAAUCGGUGCAUAUCAGGAAUUAAAGAGCAAUGGAUCUAAUUUCGAAAUUGUCUUUGUGUCAUCUGAUGAGAACCUGGAUGCCUUCAACAAUUAUCGCGCCAACAUGCCAUGGCUUUCCAUUCCAUUUUCAGAUUUGGAGACCAAAAAAGCCUUAACUAGUAAAUUCGACAUUGAAGCAAUUCCUUGUCUAGUCAUUUUGCAACCCAAGGAUAACAAAGAUGAGCCAGCUUUACAUGACGGGGUCGAGAUGCUUUACCGUUUUGGCAUCCAAGCUUUCCCAUUUACCAAAGAGAGGCUGGAGGAAUUAAAAUUGGAAGAGAAGGAGAAGCAUGAGAGGCAGACCCUAACCAAUUUGCUGACGAACCAUGAUAGAGACCAUCUUUUGGGUCACCCGGCACCUAAACAGGUGCCUGUUGCCUCUUUAGUAGGCAAAACAGUGGGACUGUAUUUCUCAUCCCAAUGGUGUCUUCCGGGUGGGAAGUUUACUCCCAAGUUAAUUUCCAUCUACCAAAAGAUUAAGCAGAUGCUGGAACACAAAGGAAAUGAUGAAGACGACUUUGAAAUUGUGUUUGUGUCAAGUGAUCGUGAUCAAGCAGAAUUCGACUCCUACUUCGGUAGCAUGCCAUGGUUAGCGUUGCCUUUCGGAGAUCCUACUAACAAAAACCUUGCUAAGCACUUCGAUGUGAAAGGUAUACCUAGCUUGGUAAUUUUAGGUCCUGAUGGUAAAACUGUUACUAAACACGGGAGAAACCUAAUUAACUUGUACCAAGAAAAUGCGUACCCUUUCACUGAGGCCCAAAUUGAUUUCCUAGAGAAACAAAUGGAUGAGGAGGCUAAAAGCCUACCAAGAUCAAAAAACCAUGCAGGGCAUCGACAUGAACUCACUUUGGUUUCAGAAGGAACUGGAGGAGGCCCAUUUAUAUGCUGUGAUUGUGAUGAACAAGGUUCAGGAUGGGCUUACCAGUGCCUUGAAUGUGGAUAUGAGGUGCACCCCAAGUGUGUUAUAGCUGUGGACCCUGGCUCCAUGGUUGAGAGCUAG
Molecule: messenger RNA, 1419 nt
Organism: Dovyalis caffra
Lineage: Eukaryota; Viridiplantae; Streptophyta; Magnoliopsida; Malpighiales; Salicaceae
Source: the annotation of a GenBank genome assembly